Molecule: messenger RNA, 2071 nt
Organism: Salvelinus fontinalis (brook trout)
Lineage: Eukaryota; Metazoa; Chordata; Actinopteri; Salmoniformes; Salmonidae
Product: general transcription factor II-I repeat domain-containing protein 2-like
Exons: 1
Coding region: 251-2071 (606 amino acids)
Source: RefSeq, a predicted model, not a curated record
CAAGGCCCGCGGGCCACAUCCGGCCCGCGAGAAGGUUUUUUACGGCCCCUGGGAUGAUCUUGAUUUAUUAUUAGAACCGGCCCGCAGACCGCAGCAAGCCGGCAGCCCGCAGAUCUUUUACACGCACCAAUACUACAUUUCCCACAAUGCAACGGUGACGCACCGAGCAGUAGGCUGCUUCAUUUCAAUAUUUAUUGGCACAGCAGUCGUCAGCAUCACAGUAAAAUUAACUUUCAGAUACCCAUCAAAAAUGGCAAAACGGAAGGUGGACACUGAGAACCGGGGGUUUCAAACAAGGUGGGAGUCGGAGUAUAUGUUCACGGAGGUAGCUGGAAAACCUGUGUGUCUUCUGUGUGGAGAAAGUGUGGCGGUACUGAAAGAGUAUAAUCUGAGACGACAUUAUGAAACGAAACACGCGGACAAAAACAAGAAUAUGGACAUGGAACAAAGGCUACAAAAGGCAGAGGAAUUAAAACGAGGCCUCAAAUCUCGACAGGCUCUGUUCAAAAAAGCCAAAUCACAAGGCCAGGCUGCUGUCAAGGCCAGUUUUAUUUUGGCAGAAGAGAUCGCUAAAUCAGCCCGGCCAUUUACGGAGGGGGAUUUCAUCAAAAACUGCAUGAUUAAAGUUUGUGACGAAGUUUGCCCAGAAAAAAGGCAACUCUUUUUAAAUGUGAGUCUGAGCAGAAACACCAUUGCCGAGAGAGUAGACCAGUUGUCCAUCAAUCUAAAAGAGCAGCUUGUGAAAAAGGGAAAAGAUUUCAUUGCAUAUUCCUUGGCUGUGGAUGAGAGCACCGACAUUUCUGACAUUGCCCAGUUGUCAAUUUUCAUCCGCGGAGUGGACUCCAGCCUAAGCGUGACAGAGGAGUUUUUGGCUUUACGUCCUAUGCAUGGCACAACUACGGGGCAUGAUUUGUAUGAAGAGGUGUCAAGAUGUGUAAAUGAGAUGGAGCUGCCUUGGGAAAAACUCGUGGGUUUGACAACCGACGGAGCACCUGCGAUGUGUGGACACAGGAGCGGACUGGUGGCGAAGAUACGGGAAAAGAUGCAAGAGGAAAACGCGACAGGUGAGCUGACAGCUUAUCAUUGUAUCAUACACCAGGAAGCGUUGUGCGGUAAAGCCUUGAAAAUGGAGCAUGUAAUGAGCAUCAUCACGCGCACAGUUAACUUUAUCAGAGCCAAAGGUUUGAAUCACCGCCAGUUCAAGGCAUUUCUGACGGAGUUAGAAACGGAGCAUGGUGAUUUGCCUUAUCACACAGAGGUGCGAUGGCUAAGCCAGGGAAAGGUGCUUCAAAGAUGUUUCGAGCUUCGUGAGGAGAUUUGUCUGUUCUUGGACAGCAAAGGGAAAGACACAACACAACUCCGAGACGAAAUGUUUCUGUGUGAAAUGGCUUUUCUGUGUGACAUUACGAGUCAUCUGAAUGCAAUGAACUUGCAGCUGCAGGGUCGGGAUCAUGUCAUCUCUGAUAUGUACAGUACAGUGAAGGCAUUUAAAACCAAACUGACUCUGUGGGAGACGCAGAUGCGGAAAGAAAAUUUGAGCCACUUUCCCAGCUGCCAGACCAUGAAAGAGAAGCUCUCUACCAGUGCGUUCCCGAGCGCACAGUUGGCUGAUAAAAUAGGUAUGCUUGCCGCUGACUUUCGACGCCGAUUUGCUGACUUUGAAGCACAAAAAAGCAGGUUAGAACUGCUCGGUAACCCAUUUGCUGUUGACGUGGAAAGCUCACCACCAAACCUCCAAAUGGAGUUGAUUGACCUCCAAUGCAAUGAUGCACUGAGGGCAAAAUAUGCGGCAGUGGGUGCUGCGGAGUUCGCCCGUUUCCUCCCCGACACAAUGCCCCAGCUGCGCAUCCAGGCUGCUCAAACGUUGUCUAUGUUUGGCAGCACAUACCUGUGUGAACAACUGUUUUCUUUGAUGAACCUGAACAAAACAUCACACAGAAGUCGACUUACUGCUGAACACCUCCACUCAAUUCUGAGGAUUUCCUCAGCUCAGAGCCUUACCCCGAACAUUGAUGAACUUGUGGAAAAGAUGGGACACCACCAAGUAUCACCCUCAACCUCAAACAAGUGA